Papilio xuthus (Asian swallowtail) is the source of this 564-nucleotide messenger RNA. RefSeq names its product ADP-ribosylation factor 1. Bases 1 to 546 code for a protein of 181 amino acids. Lineage: Eukaryota; Metazoa; Arthropoda; Insecta; Lepidoptera; Papilionidae. Gene Ontology annotation, molecular function: GTPase activity; GTP binding. The record is from RefSeq and is a predicted model, not a curated record. The transcript is spliced from 3 exons.
AUGGACGAUUUAGAGAAAAAGAUACCAGUUCUUUGCGUUGGUCCCAAAGGUUCGGGAAAAACUACUCUAUUGAAGAAAGUACAGCAGGCUGAAGGCAUUGAUUAUACGUACAGCCCGGUGCCAACUAUCGGAACUAAUAUAUAUGAUAUUAAUUAUGUUAACAAACAAGGUAAAAAGCAAGUGCUGUCUAUUAGAGAAAUCGGCGGGGAAAUGGUAACAUUGUGGAAUAAUUAUUUAGAAGGCGUUGAAAAGGUAAUUUUUGUGGUGGACACUUCGAAUUUGUGUCAAAUAUCGGCGGCCGCGGUUAUGUUGUACACUCUACUGGCCGAACCUAAGCUUCGCAGAUCAAAGUUUAUUCUAGUGCUUAGCAAGAUGGACGCAGCGUAUCGACAGAUGCGUAACGAAGCGUUACUCAUGCUGCAGUAUUCGCGGCUGUGCUCCGAGCUGGCCAACGCGCCGGCGCUGCUCGAGGCGUCGCCCCUCACCAACACCGGCAUAGACGCGUUGCGCGCCUUCCUAGGAGACGCCAAAAAAGUGGACGCGUAGUUUUAGUGUCAAGGGACA